Messenger RNA from Ziziphus jujuba (common jujube), 924 nucleotides. Its product is annotated as dehydration-responsive element-binding protein 1A. The record is from RefSeq and is a predicted model, not a curated record. Bases 106 to 774 code for a protein of 222 amino acids. The transcript has a single exon. Lineage: Eukaryota; Viridiplantae; Streptophyta; Magnoliopsida; Rosales; Rhamnaceae. Gene Ontology annotation, biological process: regulation of DNA-templated transcription. Gene Ontology annotation, molecular function: DNA-binding transcription factor activity; DNA binding.
AAGAAAAGAAAAGAAAAGAAAAACUAUAAAUACACGGACACACACUCUAUGUUCCACUACAACUCUUAUUUACUGCUCUUCUAGCUUACUCUCUGUUUUCUCUUCAUGGAUGCUCACUAUACUCAUCAUUUGGAUUUCGAUUUCUUGCCGCCGGAGGUUGGGGAAUCGAGUUCCGACAGCGGGAGUGCACGUCGUUUGAACUUGUCCGACGAGGAGGUUUUGUUGGCUUCGAGCAAUCCCAAGAGGCGUGCCGGUAGGAAGAAGUUCAAGGAGACACGCCACCCAGUUUAUCGAGGUGUCAGGAGGACGAACACCGGCAAGUGGGUUUGUGAGGUUAGGGAACCCAAUAAGAAGACAAGGAUUUGGCUCGGGACUUUUCCCACAGCAGAGAUGGCGGCGCGUGCACAUGACGUGGCGGCUAUGGCUCUCCGAGGUAGGUCGGCUUGUUUGAAUUUCGCCGACUCUGUGUGGAGGCUGCCGAUGCCGGCUUCUAAAGAAGCGAAGGAUAUACAGAAGGCUGCUGCGGAAGCUGCGGAGGCUUUUAGGCCGGCGGAGUUGGAGAAGAAGGGGUCGAAGGUAUCGGAGUCGGCGGCGGUGGGAUCGGAGAAUUCAUUCUACAUGGAGGAGGAGGAGGCCAUGUCUGGGCUUGGGAUGCCAGGGCUGCUGGCAGAUAUGGCUGAAGGGAUGCUGUUACCUCCACCUUACUGUGUUGAAAAUGGUUAUAUUGAAAAUGACCUGGAAGAAGAUGCUGAUGUGUCGUUAUGGAGUUAUUAAAUUUGAUUUUUCCUUUAUUUCUGUUGUUUUUUUUUUUCAAGAUGUACAGCUAAGCUUGUAAUAGUUUAAUAAUGUUUUUGUUAGGUGAAAAUCUUUUUAAGUUCGUACGUUUAAUAUUGGACUAGUAGGGACGCUACUAAAUAUUUUAGU